UGUUUUGCAUUGAAAAUUUAGAGAGUUCAUUUCAUGAACUUUUUCGCAUCUUUACUUUCUACUACAUCAACUCAUUCAGUUUUAAUUUUAACUUUGUUUUAGUUUCAACUUGUUGAUUAUUUGAUCUUAAUCAAAAUUAAAAUCUUCUAUUUCGAUUGUUUGUGAUUUUGAUAUCAAUUCGUGUUCAUUUCUCGUUCAACAAUGUAUUUUGCUGGUAUUGAAGGAGGUGCAUCAAAUUCAAAUAUUACCUUGAUUCGUGGUGAUGGUGAAAUUGUCGCUCAAAUUGAAGGUGGCCCAGAGACUAAUUAUUUGAUACUUGGUGUAGAGGAAUGCCAGAAACGGAUAGUUAAAUUAAUUGAAGAAGCUAAAAAAGCUGCUCAACUGGAUGAAGACAUCGUUCUAGAAGGAUUGGGACUUUGUAUGACCGGCUGUGAAGAAGAUACAGCUAAUCGGGAAUUUGCUGAAUCGAUGAAAAAAAGAUAUCCUCAAUUAUCCAAAUCAAUAAGUGUUGAAAGUGAUACAAUUGGAUCUUUAUUAACAGCUUGUACUAAUGGAGGAAUAGUAAUUAUUUCUGGAACAGGAUCCAACUGUUUGCUUGUAAAUCCUGACAACAAAACUCAUCGUUGUGGAGGCUGGGGACAUUUAAUUGGCGAUGAAGGAUCUGGUUAUUGGAUUGUUCAAAGAGCAAUUAAAACAAUUAUUCAACAUGAAACCAAUUUCAAUAUAUGUCCAUUUCCCAUCGAAAAAGUGCGCCAAACGAUUUACGAAUAUUUCAAUGUCAAUGAUUCUUUAGGACUAAUCGCACCAACCUACAUAGAUUUUGUUAAAUCUCGUUUCGCCGGCCUUUGUGUUCACUUAGCUAAAGUUGCUGAUGAAGGUGACAAAUGCGCCCAGAAAUUGUUUUAUGAUGCUGGAACUAUGUUAGCUCGUCAUAUUGUUGCACUUGGUCCUAAAAUUGAUCCUGCCUUAUUAAAUAACCAGGAUGGACUAACUGUCGUCUGUGUUGGCUCGGUGUUUAAAAGUUGGAAACUUCUCAGGCAAGGUUUUAUCGAUGAAUCUCAAACUCUUGGAAUAGCAUUGAAUUUGGUCAGAAUAACUCGUCCAUCAUCUUUGGGUGCCACAUAUUUGGCAGCAAGAGACGUAGGAUUUAAUUUACCAGUUUCUUCAACUCCCAGCACCGAAUCGAUUGAAAAAAUCAUUCCGACUAUUAUACAUAAAGACAAAAAUGUGAUCAAUUCCUCUGUAUGUAACAUAAUGUGAUUAUUGGUUGGCCCUAACUUAAAGUCCACUAAUUCAUUAAUAUCAUAAUCAUUAUUCUAUAUAUUUGUUACUUUAAUAAUGUUUAUUCUGUAAUUACAUGCUCAAGAUAUAUUUCAACGAUUGUAAAUUUUACCCUCGAAAAAUAUUUUCUCCCUGAUUUCUGGAUUUUGUAUAUUCUAUACCAUUUUCACAUUUCCAUGCCUUAAUUACAAUCGUUUAUAUGUUGACUAAUACAAAGAAUUAUAUCAAUUAUUACUUAGAAGCUUCAUUAAAUUAACCUGAUGAAAUGAAA
Molecule: messenger RNA, 1552 nt
Organism: Tetranychus urticae (two-spotted spider mite)
Lineage: Eukaryota; Metazoa; Arthropoda; Arachnida; Trombidiformes; Tetranychidae
Gene: Nagk
Product: N-acetylglucosamine kinase
Molecular function (GO): N-acetylglucosamine kinase activity
Source: RefSeq, a predicted model, not a curated record